AUGAGUCGUCAAGAAUAUCGAGCUGCCUUCUUGAAUUACUGCAACAACCAGAACACGGCGGCCCUGGCCGCGUACUACGACUCCCAUAACAACUACGUGCAGCAGCUGACAGCGACCAACGCCAUGAUUGACCAAUAUCAUAAGCAUACUUUACCUACUAUACUUCAGGAAUUAGAGGAGAUUCUGACUGAUGUGACGACAGCUGUUAGUGAAGCGAUAUAUCAAGGAGGAGAAAUUAUCACAGACAAGUGCAAUAAUCAGCUCCGCCGCUACGAGUCCCUUUGCGCCCAAUCGCGUGCCGUGUCGAGCACCGCGGACCUGGCGCACCUCGCUCGCACGCUGCUCAACACGCAGCCUCCAAUGAGAACGCCAAAACGCGCCUUCAUGCCGCCGUACCCGCCUGAACCUGACGACCCUCCGCUGGAUGUGGCCGCGGAGACUAUGCCUCCAGUUCUGCGUGGGGAGAUGCUACUGGACCGCAUGGAUAUACGAGAGGCGCGUCUCAAUUAUGAACAGCUAAGAAAAGAUGCACAGGAUCUCGAGAUGCAAAUUAAGCAAUUACAGGACAGCUUGGAUUCUCUAUCUCGCAGUCAAAGCCGAAACCUGGAGAGCAAUCUUUACAGCAAAGUCAACGAGAUACAGGAGGAACUGUCACUCAAGAAAUACGACUACAGAGCUACACAAUUGCACCUAGCCGCAGUCAGAGCUCAGGCAAUAUCUUCUUUAUCGAUUUAA
Parnassius apollo (apollo) is the source of this 735-nucleotide messenger RNA. The record is from the annotation of a GenBank genome assembly. Lineage: Eukaryota; Metazoa; Arthropoda; Insecta; Lepidoptera; Papilionidae.